AUGUCUGAUGAUGAGUGUUUGCACUAUGACAAUGAUGAUGAAUCCUCAAGUUAUGGUUGCGGUUUGAUUGGGUUCAAGAAAAACCAAGUGUUUGAUUACAGUUUCAGCAGCAACAUAGAAGAAGAAGAUGAUGAUUUGUUUGAGAUAAAUUUGAAGAAGGAAGAACCAUUAGGUGAUGUUGUUUAUGUGGCAGUUAGAAUAGAUGAUCAAGGUUCAAGCAUGGAAGCACUUUCAUGGGCUUUGAAACACUCAGUUAUACCUUCUAUUACUACUAUCUCUCUUCUACAUGUUUUCCCUCAAAUCAAACUAAUUCCAAGUCCAUUGGGGAAAAUCCCAAGAAGUCAUGUAAAUCAAGAGCAUGUCGACAUCUACUUGGCCCAAGAGAAAAGCAAGAGGAGAAUGUUGCUUCAAAAGUUCAUUGACCUAUGUAAUGAUUCAAAGGUUAAGGUGGAGGUGUUGCUUAUUGAAAGUGACAACGUUGUUAAAACAAUUGUGGAUCUUGUUAAGAAUCUAAAUAUAAUGAAAUUGGUGAUUGGAACAACUACAUCAUCUAAUCUAAGAAAACAUGUGUCAAGAAGGAAAAAUUCUAUUGCGGAGAUGGUGUUAAAAAGUGUAGAAGAAAAGUGUGAUGUGAGAAUCAUAUGUGAAGGAAGAGAAGUGAUCGAUCAGAUGAUUAAUGGCUGCACUUCAUCACAGCAUCAUGAAGUAGAUGUUUUUGUUCGAGUCAAGCGUUUCAUGUCCAAUCCAUUUUCGUUGUUUAGCUCUAGAUAUACUAAUUCAUAG
Molecule: messenger RNA, 783 nt
Organism: Vicia faba (fava bean)
Lineage: Eukaryota; Viridiplantae; Streptophyta; Magnoliopsida; Fabales; Fabaceae
Source: the annotation of a GenBank genome assembly